Messenger RNA from Synchiropus splendidus (mandarinfish), 644 nucleotides. RefSeq names its product thiosulfate sulfurtransferase like domain containing 1 (gene tstd1). Gene Ontology annotation, molecular function: thiosulfate-cyanide sulfurtransferase activity. The record is from RefSeq and is a predicted model, not a curated record. NCBI's taxonomy places the organism in Eukaryota, Metazoa, Chordata, Actinopteri, Syngnathiformes, Callionymidae. The transcript is spliced from 4 exons. The coding region runs from base 73 to 489 and encodes 138 amino acids. Gene Ontology annotation, cellular component: mitochondrion.
AAUCAAAAUUUGUCCCGCCCAAACAAAGAGUCUGAGCCAAUCGAGUCUGGCCCGCGUGAUAAGAGGUCCAGGAUGUUUGCACGCAUUUUUAACAACAGGUCACCCGCUAGUGUACUUCUUCAGGCGUCCAGGAUGGCGAGCAAAGGCAACAGGGAAAUCUCCUACGAGGACCUGAAGGCAGAUCUGGGAAAAAAAGAUCUGCUGCUGGUUGAUGUCCGCUCGGAGAAGGAGGUUAAUAAUGGACGUAUUCCAGGAUCUGUUCACAUUCCAGUUGAUACAGUAGAUGCAGCAUUUCAACUGUCAAAUGAAGAAUUCCUUGCCAAAUAUGGAGUGAACAAGCCUCCAUUGGAUACCAGAAAUCUGGUGUUCCAUUGCCAGAUGGGCAAAAGAGGGGCAGCUGCAACUAGCAUGGCCAUCGCACAAGGAUACAAAAAUGCCUGCAACUAUGCAGGGGGAUACCAGGAGUGGUCCGCAAAAGAGGGAAAGUGACAUUUGCAGAAGGAUUUCAUUUAAUAGAUUGUAGUCAUGAAAGAUGCUCGGGUGGUUUGAUGUGCGUCCGUCUUUUGUUUGUUUACAUGGCCACUACGUAUGAAGGCGAUAAAAGGCCUGCAUUUUAAUAUGAAUAAAACUGUGUUUUAAAGACA